AUGGCAACCCCCAGCGAAAUGAUGAACGAAAAAACAGACCUGGAGAGAUCCUCUCGGGAACCCGUCAACCCCGAAAUACUCAAUCCUUUAUUGUUCCUGUUGGCAUCUCGCCGCGGCGUGCGCAACGAUGAACGCUUCGCCGAGACCGCUGUGUCGGAUGACUACAUCAUGCGAUAUCAAGGCCAAUUCAUGAUCGUCUUUUGCAUGUUCAACAUGGGUUAUGUCGGUUCCGAUAUGAUUGACCACAAAUCCGAAGACCCAGAGUACAAGCUCUCUAUGCUCUACUCUCACUUGCGAAUAGGCGCCUACACUGCUCUUCUCACGACCUUUCUCCUUCUCGCGGCCAAGAGAUACGCAAAACGCCUGGCCGCCGCCGCCAUGCCGCCGCAGUAUGAUCCCACGUUCUACCAGUACCGAUUGACCAGCGCCUUGGAGGAACGCUGCAUAGAAUAUCGUGAAAUCAUCACCGCUAAUACGGAUGAGAUGAAUGGGUAUUGGAACGAACAACCAUCGCUGUGUGAACGGUUCCGGAUACUCGGACUGGUGGACCCUGAGCAGGCCAGUCAUGUAUACGAUGUGGUCGUGCGCUUUUACAACAACGGACACAUUUUAAUGCAGUUUCCAGCGGCAGAUCCGACGGCGAAGCGGCCAAUUGUGACCAUGUUGGCGAAUACAUCUUCUUGA
This is a messenger RNA of Aspergillus affinis, 684 nucleotides long. RefSeq lists its product as uncharacterized. The transcript has 2 exons. Bases 1 to 684 code for a protein of 227 amino acids. The record is from RefSeq and is a predicted model, not a curated record. NCBI's taxonomy places the organism in Eukaryota, Fungi, Ascomycota, Eurotiomycetes, Eurotiales, Aspergillaceae.